This is a messenger RNA of Merops nubicus (carmine bee-eater), 1824 nucleotides long. It is a transcript of the gene HAUS3, whose product is annotated as HAUS augmin-like complex, subunit 3. Gene Ontology annotation, cellular component: mitotic spindle; HAUS complex; centrosome. Gene Ontology annotation, biological process: centrosome cycle; spindle assembly. The record is from RefSeq and is a predicted model, not a curated record. NCBI's taxonomy places the organism in Eukaryota, Metazoa, Chordata, Aves, Coraciiformes, Meropidae. The coding region runs from base 1 to 1824 and encodes 607 amino acids. The transcript has 4 exons.
AUGAGCUGUGGAAAAGAUUUUGUAGAAACUCUUAAGAAAAUUGGAUAUCCAAAAGCUCAUGAGCUUAAUGAAGGAGAUUUUGAUUGGCUGUUUGACUCUUUGGAAGACAAAUCAUUCCUGGAGUGGUUUUGUGGAAAUAUAAAUGAGCAGCAUGUGCUAUCUGAAAAAGAAUUGCAAGAGUUUGAUAACCUUCUUGAGUCUGGUAAGCCCAUUUUGGAAGGAAAUGCGCUGGAUGAAGUCCUUAAAACCUUAAAGCCCAUGGAUUCAAAGAACGGUAUCCAGAAGAACGGUAUCCAAGAAGAUGAGGAGGAACUGAAGAAUUUAGAGGAUGAGCUUCAAGCUCUUCAGAAGUUAAAAAAACUUCAAAUUCAUCGGCAUAAUAAGCUUCAAGUAAUGCUUUCUGAAAACAGCCAGAUGUUACAAAAUUUAAAAAGCAAAGAGGAGGAAGCACAGAAUUAUUUGCAAGAAGGACUGAAGAUGUUUAAUGCAGCAAAUGAUGAACUUAAUAAGGAAUUGCUGUCUUUUACGGAUGCAGCCAGCAAAUUUACCUCUUUCUUCACUGCUUCAGAUUCAGAACAAGGGUCAGAUCUAAAUCCAGUGUUUUUUUCCCAACUUUCUUUGGACAAGUAUUUGUCUCAGGAAGAACAAAGCACUGCAGCACUUACCUCGUACGUAAAAACCCUUUGUUGUCCAGGUAUGUCUGAAUCGGUUGACAAUUCAGAGGAAGGCAGCUUUCAGCUUGACGAUAUAGGUAAACAAGUCACUUGUGAUGAGACUAAUGAACUUUGUGAAGAGAGUCGAGAGAUAGCAAGGCUUCAGACAGCUUAUAUUUGUGCUCAGCAUCAGCUAAUUCAGCAGCAAGCUAAAGAGGAGAGCAUGAAGUCGACUAUAAAAUGUGCGGAGAGCAUGCUGCAGUCCUUAAACAAGGAUAUUGGAAAACAAGAGAACCUCGAUGACAAAAUAUCUAGUUUGAAUGAUGAAAUUUCAGCGAUCAGACAAGAUAUAGCUCGGAUAAACAACGAAGAGCUGCUUCCCCUUCUAAAAGAGAAGGCCCGACUUCUGUGUGUGCCAGUGGUCAAGGGGUUGUUGGAACAUCAGAUUGCACAGAAAUAUUAUGCUUCAAUACAAGAUAAAGUAUGCAGGUAUUUGAUAAGACAGAAAGCAUCGUUUGAACUUAUUGAGCUAGCCUAUGAAAUGGAGUUGAAGAAGCAUAAAGAGACCUCUUGUCAACUUGAGAAUUUGGUAGAAUCUCUGAAACAGAGCAGUAAUGAGGUGGAACAGACACUACAGGUGAUGACUGAGCAGAGUCAGUGUGCGAAGCCAAGAGGCACUAUCAGUUCAAGCGACAGUUUCCCUUGCAGGCUAUUUCAGAUUCUGGAAGGAGACAAUAAAAAGCAGCAAUUGUUUAAAACAUACAAAAACCUGGAGCAGAUGGCUCAGAAGUUAAAGCAGGACUAUGCUACAGCUCAAGAUCAGCUAGCAGCAUCUUCUCAGCAACAGUCUCUGCUUCUGUCCAAGCUAGAAAGUGAUGUAGAUGCUCUUCGAAAUGCCCUGUAUCGUGGAGGAAAUCAGCUACAACUCACAAGUCAGGAACUUAGUGAGCAGUUUUGUCAACUGGAAGCUGAUUUGAAAAAACUAAAUCAACUCCUUGUGGAUCUGGUUGCUGACCUGAAAUCAAAGAGAAGCUUUUUAGAGUCCAAUAAGCUGCAUCAGAUCGAAAGAAAGUUGUAUGUGUACUAUUUCCAAGAUGAAGAGAAGUUGCAAGAGGUGGUGGAGACGCUUGAGCAGCAGUCUGAGGCUAAAGCCAGUGGUCUGGAAGAUUAG